Messenger RNA from Adelges cooleyi (spruce gall adelgid), 2548 nucleotides. RefSeq lists its product as uncharacterized. The coding region runs from base 652 to 1971 and encodes 439 amino acids. Gene Ontology annotation, cellular component: nucleus; DNA-dependent protein kinase-DNA ligase 4 complex; DNA ligase IV complex. The record is from RefSeq and is a predicted model, not a curated record. The transcript has 4 exons. Gene Ontology annotation, molecular function: DNA binding. NCBI's taxonomy places the organism in Eukaryota, Metazoa, Arthropoda, Insecta, Hemiptera, Adelgidae. Gene Ontology annotation, biological process: double-strand break repair via nonhomologous end joining; positive regulation of ligase activity; response to X-ray.
UGGCUGCGACGACGACGGCGGCGGACGGACGGCCUAAGCUACACACACACACACAUUACACACAAUAUACAAAUAUGGCUGCUAUACGUUAUCACAUCGACGGGGCGACGACGACGACGGCGGCGGCGAUUUUGCACCAACAAAAACUAGUUUUAAUAGAAUAUAUGGUAGUAUUAUGAAUUAAUAAUAUCGCCGUUGUUGCGGAGACUAGUGUAACAAAAUAUAAUAUGAAAUAAUAAUGCGGGACUACGAGUUUUAUUAUUAUUAUUAUUAUUGUUAUGUUACAUGUAUGUAAUAUAUUUUUUCCAUCCCAUAGCUGCCUGGUAUUGUGCAACGUCAUCUAUUCGGCAGGGGCCGUGGCCGGAGGCGCGGACGUGCCCGCCGCACAGGUAAUUUUUGUCCGGCGACCGCGGCAACACUGUACCUCAGAAACUCCCUUACACCGCUUAUCAAUGUUAUCAAUGUUAUCACAGCCGUGGACGGACGACGUCCCCUGCUAGCCGCUCGGCGAUCAGGCGAUAUUUUUUCGAAAUCUCAUGCUCGACAGGCCGUGUACCAUGUAGAGAUAGAUAGGUAGAUAUUAAAAGAGAAAAAAUCUCAUAUGCUAGUCCAUUGAAUGCUGGUUUUGGCCGCCGGACAAAUUGUGGCUCGAUGACGGCGCCGACAAAGUGGUGCAUGCGGUACUGUUCGCUGCCCGUCGCGUACCACCGGGAAGACGGCCCGAAAACGCCCGGCACGGUCAGGACGGUCGUGUUCAAAGUGGAAGUGGACGUCGCCACGAAGGAUGCCAUCGUCGAAGGCCGGACCGUUUUGCAAGACGACACGGUGGCGUUACGUCUGACGGCGAUCGAGGAUUGCGCCAACGAAGCCGAAGGACGAGCGUGGACGGGUGAACUGACAAUCCAAGACCUACAAAACCAAUGCAAAAACGGAAAUGUUUCCAACUAUUAUUGUAAUUUGUUAAUGGCCCUCAAGAGCCUGGAACCAGAAGACGGUGACAACGUUGCUGCCGAGACGAAACAAAAAGUGUUUGUUCACUCGGCGACCGAAGUGGCAAACUGCAGUCUGAAAUUUUACUGGAAACAAAAAUUGGAACCGUUUGGUUUGGCGAGAUACGGUCCUAUACUGCUGAAAAAGGUUUCGUUUAUUCGUUGUUGUAUGGAUAAUUUGGCCGAGAUGUUGGUCACGAUAAAUCAACAACAGACUGACAUACGCCAACGCCGCAGUGAAAUCAGACAACUAUGUUCGGAAAACGCCACGUUGGUGAAUAUGUUGAAUACAAUGUCGACAGAAAAACAACAACACGAGAAGCAACUAUUGGAAAAGUUUGUGUGCAUACUGAAUGAAAAAAAAAAGAGGAUUCAAUCACAGCAGCAAACUACUAAUACUGAACAAUCGUUGCCUGUCGUUAACCGUAAUAGCACCGUUAACAAAAAUAAUAUCGAAGCAACAAAAAGCGCUAAAAGAUCGCUGAGUUGUAAAAAAACUAAUUCUGCAAAACGAAAGACUACAAUAAUCGAACAAUCUUUCGAUGUCGGCCGGAAAGAAGCGAAUGAAAUAAUGGAAACCGACAAAGCUGCCGACGUAGUAGUCGAUCCGUACGAGUUGGACACCCAAAUCGAUUCGCCCGAAUCGUCGUCACUUGGAAUUAAAUGUGAACAAACGUUCAAUGUCGGCCGGAAAAAAGCCAAUGAAAUAACGGAAACGGAAAAAGCAGCCGGUGCCGACGUAAUCGAUCCGUACGAGUUGGACACCCAAAUUGAUUCGCCCGAAUCGCCACCGGUGUUGAGUUGGGCGGCUUUCGAUUGCGGUAACGUCCAACGAGAACACGCGCACCUACCGGUCGCUAUUCCGGAUGAAAAAUCAAUUACAGUGUCGGCCACAAUUGUCAACGACGGUCGUCAAAGUGCCGCCGCGCCGCCGCAGUCUGUUCGACGACAAACGACGAUGUGGUCCGAGGACAAUUAUUGACUUCAGCGGAACAAAACAUCAAUGCUCGAUCCAAUGAUGACGAUGAUGUACACCAGGAAAACAUUAAAGGCCCUACGGUUUCGUCGCUUGCCAACGCCGUUGCAAAGAGCGCUAAAAUUAGUAUUUUUGACAAAUUAUGGGGUGGUAUAGGAGACGAUUAAUAAUAACUGAUUCAAAUACAAUGUUUCUGCUCUUCUGUGCUCAUCACCCUUUAGGUUUCAAAACCUAUUUCAAUAACACUUUAAUUUUAUUACUUGUUACAAUCAUUGUGUUUUUAUAAUUAUUACUAUCACACUAUUCUCAGUUGUUUAAUAAAAACUAAGUCUGUUAAAUGUAUAACUCGAUAAUUAAUUAUUGACCAAUUUUUGUUGUUUUUUUUUUUUACAGAAAUUAAUUAACAAUUAGAUUAGAUUGUGUGUACAUUCAUUUAACUACUGUUUUAACGAAAGUGAUCACCACGCCGUUAACGUACGGGGUUAGCGGUUUAUUAUUAUUGUUGUUUACUUAAAGUUUUACAUUUUUUUAUACAAUAAUAUUGUGUAUUAUUUUUACUCAAUAAAGUUUAACUAAUUUUUGA